Molecule: messenger RNA, 2205 nt
Organism: Hemiscyllium ocellatum (epaulette shark)
Lineage: Eukaryota; Metazoa; Chordata; Chondrichthyes; Orectolobiformes; Hemiscylliidae
Product: cyclin-I-like
Exons: 7
Coding region: 370-1455 (361 amino acids)
Biological process (GO): mitotic cell cycle phase transition; regulation of cyclin-dependent protein serine/threonine kinase activity
Cellular component (GO): cytoplasm; cyclin-dependent protein kinase holoenzyme complex; nucleus
Molecular function (GO): cyclin-dependent protein serine/threonine kinase regulator activity
Source: RefSeq, a predicted model, not a curated record
UCCAGUCGGUCUCCUAUCAGAGCGCGGGGACUGCACAGUGUGGAAGUGGCCUUUACUUCCCCCUCCCUCCUCCUCGAUCAACUGUAUUCAAUUCUCUAGUUCCACUUCUUUUUAAACUGUGCUUCUUGAAUGUUAGUAUUAAGCAUAGCCGGACGAUGGUCGCCUUGUUCGGGGACACAGUACCCGUUUGUUAUGACCCACAUUUGAAGUUUCUGGGCACGAAGACUGGUUCCUUUUGUUUCCCGGGAAGAGUGGAGAUGCCGAACUGAUGGCUUUGAUCCAGGCGGAGAAAGAGAACACACAUUCCACUUUGCUUUGGGGAAGAGGUAGCUGUGCCUGCCUGGCAAACUGGCUUGCCUUGGAGGUGCCAUGAAAUGUCUCGGAUCCUUAGAUGGUGAGAGGCUUGCCUUCCUCCUCAAUGAAGCACUCGCUAAGGAGACCAGGCUUUGGAAAGUGCCUCUUUUCAAGACCUGCAACAAUCAGGGCACAACUAUUACUCCAUUGCAACGUGAACAUGUAGUUCUGUGGCUGAGGGAUUUGUGCUCAAAGUUUGGUUAUUACCCUGAGACAUUUUUUCUUGCCAUUAGUAUUCUUGAUCGACUCUUGGCAUCUGUCAAGGCGCAACCAAAGUAUCUACGUUGCAUUGCCAUUUCCAGCUUGUUUGUUGCAGCCAAAAUCAAUGAGGAAGAUGAGGUCACACUUCUGGUAAAGGACCUCGCAGCAAAGAGUGAUAGUGGCUGUUCCUCUGGUGAGAUUCUGAGGAUGGAGAAAAUCAUACUGCAUAAGCUGCAGUGGGAUCUUUACACUGCCACACCUGCGGACUUUGUGAACAUAUUCCACGCCAUGAUGAUGUCCAGCUGGCCCCAUCUCCUCAACCGAUGGCCUCAGAUGAAUCCCUCUCUCCACGCCGCAUUCUUGACCAGGCAGUUACAGCACUGCAUGGCUUGCCACCAGUUAUUACAGUUCAGAGGUUCCACACUUGCCUUAGCGAUCAUCAGCUUGGAAGUAGAAAGAUUAAUUCCCGAUUGGUUCAUUGUGACAACUGAUCUGCUAAAAAAAGCACAGAUUCGCAACAUGGACUUUGUCUACUGUAAAAAUAUUGUGGCAAAUCAUGUAUUACCUGAAACAGUGGUCUCUGCCUCCAACAUGGUUUACAUCUUUGAUCCUGCAAAUUCAGACCUCGUGAGGCACCAAAGAAUGUUUUGCAUUCAUUCUGGGACGCAUGCCCCAUAUACUCAGUCACCCACCAGAGGAGAGUUGUGGUCACGUUGGACAGCCACAAUAAGCAACAGAGUUGCUCCAGUGAAAACAAGUGAGCAAGUUGCAGUGGAAAUCAGUGCCAAAGCUAGUGAUUCGGGUCAGCUAGCAGAAAGCCUUUCUCCUUGCCCCACAUUACAACCAGUUGAGGAUGCGGAAGAAUUCAAAGUAGGAGGAGUUAAACAAAUCAUAUUUUAGAUUUAAAAAGCAAGGGUUACAUUAGAACUAGGGGGUACAUAUGAUCAAGUUAAAAUGUUGUUCUUCUAUAACACAAUGGUUGCACUCUUGUGCAAGCUGCUGGUUGACCAGCAACACAUUUGCAGCUGUGAUCUCCAGCAUCUGCAGACCUCAUUUUUUACUCGCACUCUUGUGCAAGCCCAUGUUAUAGAAAAAUUGUGCUUUGGAAACAGUGCUUAAAGUUCAGGUAAUAAGUUUGCUCGCUGAGCUGGCAAGUUUGUUUUCAGACAUCUUGUCACCAUGCUAGGUAAUAUCAGUGAGCCUUUGGUGAAAUGCUGGUAUUCUGUCCCACUUUCUAUUUGUGUGUCUUGGUCUUUUAAGGUGGGUGAUAUCAUUUACAGUUCUUUUUCUGAGGUUGGUAAAUGGGGUCCAAAUCGAUGUUUAUUGAUGGAGUUCCGGUUUGAAUGCCAAGCCUCCAGGAAUUCCUGUGCAUGUCUCUGUUCUAAGAUGGAUGUGUCAUAUCAGUCAGAGUGGUGUCCUCCUUCGUCUGUAUGCAAGGAUACUAGUGAUAGAGGGUCAUGUCUUUUGAUGGCUAGUUGCUGUUUGUGUAUCCUGGUGGCUAGUUUUCUGCCUGUCUGUCCGAUGUAGUGUUUGUUACAGUCCUUGCAUGGUAUCUUUGUAAAUGACAUUCAUUUUUCUGGUUGUUGGUACAGGGUCCUUUCCUAAAGCAGCAAAACAAAUGUUAUUUGAAAAGAUACUAUGCAAGGACUG